Messenger RNA from Sinocyclocheilus anshuiensis, 888 nucleotides. Its product is annotated as oral cancer-overexpressed protein 1-like. The record is from RefSeq and is a predicted model, not a curated record. NCBI's taxonomy places the organism in Eukaryota, Metazoa, Chordata, Actinopteri, Cypriniformes, Cyprinidae. The coding region runs from base 103 to 528 and encodes 141 amino acids. The transcript has 5 exons.
CAGGCCAACUGCAACGAAGAAGAACGAUUCCGGAAGUUAGUGUCUGUCAGCUGAACGUCAGGGAAGACUGCGGGAUAGAAAACCAAAUCAUUUUAUUGUAAAAUGGCUUUUGUGUCCAACAGUGAUGAUUUAUUUGACUCCAUUGUCAUGGCUGAUGACAGGUUUUAUGAUGAAGCGUAUCAGGAAGGUUUUGAGGCGGGAACUCGUCAGGGAACCAUCGAGGGCAGAAACCACGGGCUGCUUCACGGAGCCAAACUCGGUGCAGAGGUUUCUUUUUAUUAUGGAUUUGCCCUUGCAUGGAAAUGUCUCUUUCAAAACAGUAGUGAUGUUAAAGCAAGAAAAAGGCUGAAAGCUAUGGAAUCUUUGAUUGGAUUGAUCCAAAACUUUCCAUAUGAGGACCCUAAGCAUGAGAAGCUUCAAGAGAACAUGGAAAGGCUGCGUGCCAAGUUUAGACAGGUGUGCUCUUUACUGAACGUGGCAACAGACUUUAAAGAAUAUAUAAGAGGAUCAACAGGAAUGUCCUUCUGAGAGAUGGCAGGAGCCUUACAGCAGCCAUGGCAAACUCCGAGCGCCUCCUGUGAGCACGCCAUGAUGAUCUUCUGCAGACAGACAGUCUUGAUGAAGGGGUUUGUGGUGUUUACGUGCCGUGUGUAUAAGAGAGGACUGUUAUCACUCUCACUGGACUCGUAAGUCUGGAUUCUGGAACAGCUCUUUAAACUGAAUUCUAGAAAACACAGUGGAAGAAUUUGAGUGAUAUUCUUAGGUGUUUGAGGCUUUUAAAGUGAGAUCAACAGGGGUGAAAUAGCAAUGGCAGUGAUAUGAGUUAAUGUAAGACAAGCCAAAGCCACCUUCUUCAUAAGAAUAUUCCAUCUCCCAAGAUGAUUUUUU